Molecule: messenger RNA, 3842 nt
Organism: Hemibagrus wyckioides
Lineage: Eukaryota; Metazoa; Chordata; Actinopteri; Siluriformes; Bagridae
Product: pendrin-like
Exons: 21
Coding region: 228-2543 (771 amino acids)
Biological process (GO): transmembrane transport
Cellular component (GO): membrane
Molecular function (GO): oxalate transmembrane transporter activity; sulfate transmembrane transporter activity; bicarbonate transmembrane transporter activity
Source: RefSeq, a predicted model, not a curated record
AGUCAAAUUAGUGUCAGGGAGAGAGAGAAAUAUUAUAUAAUAAAAUAAGAUAAUUAAAAAGAAGAACAUUAAUAAGAACAGGAGAGUGAAGCUACAUUUAAUGAAAAUAUGGGAUCUGCACAUGACCUUGUGCACAUAUUAAAGUGAAUUUAUAUCGUCAUGGAUAAUUAACAAUUUGUCAAUCACAUGAAAGAAGAUCAGAUUUGAAUUGAAAGGUUAGCUUCAAGAUGGACAGCCAGAACCUAUAUAAUGUAUCUCGGCCCAUCUACUCCACACGUGCCUUUGAACAUGUUAAUGAAAAGCAAGCCAGAGAGAAAAAGACCAUCAGAGAAAGGCUCACUAAUUCCUGCAGUUGCUCUGGUAAACGGGUUGUGCGGCUGAUCAAGGGGUUUUUCCCAAUCCUUGAAUGGCUCCCGCAAUAUCAGCUCAGGCAAUGGCUUCCUGGUGAAAUUGUAGCAGGAAUCACAACUGGAAUGGUGUGUGCUCUGCAAGGACUGGCCUACUCACUGCUGGUUAAUGUUGGUCCUGUAUAUGGACUGUUUGCUGCUUUCUUCCCAAUUCUCCCGUACUUCAUUCUGGGCACUUCUAGACAUCUAUCUGUGGGCCCAUUUCCAGUCACCUGUCUGAUGAUGGGAUCGGUGGUGCUGAAUCUUACUCCUGAUAGCCAGUUCAUGGUGCCAGGGAAUGAGACAACCGUGAAUGGGACAGCAGCAAUGGUUCUGAAUGUUCAAGCAAGAGAUGCGAAGAGACUGGCAAUAUCUAUCUCUAUGACUGUACUGAUUGGACUGUUCCAGGUGGGCAUGGGUGUGGCCCAGGUGGGAUACCUGGUGCGUUAUCUGUCUGACCCGCUGGUAGGAGGCUUUACUACAGCAGCAGCAUUUCAUGUAGUAGUCUCUCAGCUUAAACUGAUUUUUAAUGUUCCCACUGGAAACUACGACAAUGUCCUGUCCUUUUUUUAUACUAUUGGGGACAUAUUUAAAAACAUUAAGAAAGCCAACAUGGUUGACCUGAUUGCUGGAGUAGUGACUAUUAUUGUGGUUAUGCUUGUAAAAGAGUUCAACGCCAAAUAUCAGAAAAAACUUCCAGUGCCGAUUCCCAUUGAAGUAGUAGUGACAAUUAUUGAUUCAGGAGUUUCGUAUGCACUGGACCUUCGCAACAAUUAUGGUUCAGGCAUCAUUCUAAAUAUCCCAAGAGGAUUUGUUCCACCUCAAUCCCCAGAUGUAUCACUCUUCAACAGUUUUGUGGGCCCAGGCUUUUCCACAGCUGUGGUGUCUUAUGCAAUAGCAAUAUCAGUGGCUAAAGUUUACGCAGCAAAACAUGACCUUGUUGUUGAUGCAGAUCAGGAAUUGAUAGCCUUUGGAAUCAGCAACAUUUUCUGUGGCUGUUUUGGUGGCUUUGUGGCCACCACUGCACUCUCACGUACAGCAAUACAGGAGAGUACAGGUGGCAAAACUCAGGUGGCAUCAAUAAUUUCGGCUCUGCUAGUGCUGAUUGUGAUCGUGGCUCUUGGGCCUCUACUUCAGCCUCUUCAAAAGUCAGUGCUGGGGGCCAUUGUUGUUGCCAACCUGAAAAGCAUGUUUAUGCAGGUGCAUGAUGUGCCCAUAUUAUGGAGGAAGAAUAGGACCGAUUGCCUUAUUUGGGUGUUUACAUUCGUUGCCUGCAUCUUUCUUGGGCUGGAUAUUGGUUUGCUGGCUGGCCUAGUGUUUGAGCUUGUCACUGUGGUUCUCAGGACACAGUUCCCAUCCACCCCAACACUUGGAAAUAUACCCAGCACAGACAUCUACAAGAAUAUGAAAGACUAUAAAAAUAUCGUUGCAUGUCCUGGAACGAAGAUUUUCAAGUGUUCUGCACCAAUAUAUUUUGCCAAUAUUGAGUAUCUGAAAGACCGGAUAAAGAAGAUAGUGGGAUUUGAUGCAGUGCAAGUCUUUAAGAAAAGGAACAAAGCCUUAAAACAGAUUCACAAUCAAAUCAAGAAGGGGAAGCUCAAAGUCACAGAGAAUGGCCUGGUGUCAGUGGAACAGCUGGGUGUGAUCAAUGAGGGGUAUGAGAAUGAGCAGCAGGUGGAAGGUAGACCACAGGAAGUGGAGAUUGUAGCUCAAAAAGAUGUGGAGGUGGUUGUAGACUGGACAGCUACGCUGCCUGUAAAUGUCACAGUCCCCAAAGUCGACAUCCACAGCUUGGUGAUGGACUUCACUGCAGUCUCCUUCUUGGAUGUAAUGGCUGCAAAGUGCCUCAAACUGAUAAUAAAGGAGUUUUUGCGCAUUGGAGUCAAUGUAUAUAUUGCCGGCUGUGAUGAUGAGAUUGUCAUGAAGAUGGAGUCAAUGGGCUUCUUUGAUGCAAUGGUGCACAGAGGCAUGCUCUUCCUCACUGUCCAUGAUGCUAUUCUGUACAUCAAGAUGGAAACUGCUAGUGAUAUCACAGAUGACCCGAUGAUAGAGAAGAUUUCACAGCUACAGGAAGACAAAGAACCUUACACUGAAGAUGAAGACAUGAUUGAGACCUAUGACAACCAGCACAGGGCUAUCCACAACCUCUCAGGCUAAGCCUGAACUGAUGAUUAUACUGAACCUAGAAAAAACACCAAUAGGGUCUUACAACCAAGAGAAUAUAAGAAAUAGUUUCAGACGACAGAUUACAAGAUUGAAUAUGCUUGUUAUUCAUCCGCAAAGUAUUUACCGCUACAAUUUUAUAUCUGGUUAAAAAGGACUUUCUGGGAUGAAUCACAAUUAACCCUUUAAAUUGUCAUUUAUUUGUCGUAAAGCAUAUUAUUCAAUAUAUAUACAAUUCCUUUAAAUUAUUAUUACAUAACUACAGUGAAAAUGAUAUAAAGAAUGUGUAUAUAAAUGGUAGACCCAUAUACUUUAUGUCCUGGGAGUGUAAGGGGGUUAGGAGUGUUAAUGAGUCUUAAUGUAACAAUAGGUAAUGUUUUUUUUUUAUAUAUUACUAUUUAUGUAAGCACUCUUCUGAUGUGUACUGAAAUUUCAACUAUACCUGAGGCUGUUAAUCAUGCAGUUGGUACUGUUUAAUAUUUAAGAAAAUGUUUUGGACAAUACAAUGACACACUGCAUCAGACACUUUAAGGUAUUUACAGCACUUUUUUAUUUUCACCCCCACUCUCUUUCCUUUAUACUGCAUAACAUGCAACAUUCAGUUAAUACCCUGCUCUUCCCUUAUAAUGUUUUUUUGGACUACCAAGCAUGUCACACUAUUUGAUAUUGUAAUAUCAUUCUGCUAUACCUUUUCUAGAUUUUAAUUGCCAUCAGCCAUAAUAGGAUAAGAUAAUAAUAAUAAGUUAAGUACUAAUAAGUUCAUUUCUGCAUCUAGUAAACUUCUCAGGCAUUUACCUUUCUGUUUUAAUACAUUCUUACUCAUUUUGCUAUUAUUACAUUAUAUUUUUUCUGCACUAUGUAAACUUACAAAAAUGUUAUCCACAAAAGCAUUUAUUUUACAUCUUGUAUAGUUCUGCUUCUCUUGUCUUUGUUAUAAUUAUUUUAUCAUCCAUAUAAUAUCAAUGUAUUCUUUUUUUUUUUGUUAUUGCAAUCCUAAAUACAAAUUCCCCAAAUUAGUCUAGCCAUCCAAUAUUCACUAUUUCCACGUUUAAUCUGUGUAGAAAGAAAAUAUUUCGAAGGAAAAAAGAAUGAUUUAGGAAGAAAGAAUAUUUAUGAUGAAAAAAAGCACAAUUAUUUGUGUUAAAAUAGGAUUUUUCCUAGCUUUUUUAAACUCUACCCAUUGCCACAUACUACAAAGAUUUCAAGAUUCAUUGAUUGAUUGGAACACUGUAGAUUUGCAUGCUAAUUAUACUUGUGUAGGAUUGGCCAUCAUCACACAAGCAAUUUUUUGAA